Molecule: messenger RNA, 1323 nt
Organism: Botrytis deweyae
Lineage: Eukaryota; Fungi; Ascomycota; Leotiomycetes; Helotiales; Sclerotiniaceae
Exons: 3
Coding region: 1-1323 (440 amino acids)
Source: RefSeq, a predicted model, not a curated record
AUGGCGAGCAAACUUCGUGAUCAAUGGGUAUGUGUCGCCCCUUUCGAUGCGGAUCCGGACAUCGCAGGUCCUGGGGUUAUGACAAGUUUUCUGGUUACCGCGUGGGUCACAUGUUUUGUGGCAUGUAUCCAAUUAUAUUGUGUCGUGUCAUCUCGAUUCCGUCUCAAACUUCUUUCUUCUGUGUCAGGAACCACAGCUGAGCAUAUUGGCAAAUACACAGUCAAGCUAACGAAUAUUUCCAUCCCAUCAUCUAUCGAACGAAAGAUCCCAAGACUCAUAAUUAAAGGCGUUCAUCUCGGCCACUAUGUCAUCCGAUGUUCGUUAGCUAUGUUUCUAAGUCUCUUCCGCAAUUCCCAACCGCGACUACAAUUAUUUUCUCAAAUGGCUUUGGAUCGGUUGUGUGAUCUUCAGCUUGUUACAGGAACUGCCAUAAUCAUCGCAGGUAUAGCUGAAUUUCAUCACAUGUCUUUCUAUCACCAAUCUCUCAUUACAAGCUAUUGGCUGCUCACACUAAAUUCGUUUUGGGCUGCUAGAGCUGGAUACCUCAACUCGGAACACUAUGGUCAUGACAGGAGCUUUUAUUUCUGGACGCGUUGGGUCUUCAUACUUAUUAGUGAUCUUCUCUCAAUUUACUACCAGAUCGUUACCACACUGGAGGCCGAAAACCACUGGGACUCUGAAGAAAGUGGUCAAUGUUAUCUUUCCCACGAACCAUCACCAACCAAUGCCCAAUAUUUCUGGAUUGUGGGAAUCUCCUUUGAAGUUGUUUAUAUGUUAUUGUAUUCCAUGCAACAACUUGUACAGUCCUUAUCUCACAAACGGCGAUGGUUGAAAGGCUCAGUGAACUUCAUCGCAGAAACCUUGAACGAUGUAUUCAAUGGAAGUCAGCAACGCGCUUUAGAUUUUUGGUCGGCGGUGAAAUCGAGCACCUGUCGCUGGCCAAUUUUCUUGCGUAUUUUAUUACAACUUGUAGAAACCGUAAGCUACAUGGUCUGGCAUGUACUUUGGCGGAUUUUGGCACUGUGGGCUUGGGGAGACAACGGGUCGGUACUAAUAGUUAUUGGAUAUAUUGGACUAGCAGCAUGGAAUACUUUCGACGUUAUCGACACAAAAUUGUCUAAUCGAAGUUUGAUAAUAGGAGAUGAGGACACUUGGGGGUUUGGGCAAAUUCUGCCACUUGGUUUGCUCGCUCUCAUAUGUUUAGAUUUGCUUGACAUCCUCAAUAAAGCGUAUAAGCAUCAAAUUACAACUAUGGUACCGGAUCUGCAGACUCAGAAAGGAGAAUUGUCUCUUAUUGGCACAAGAAACGAAUAUUCGACUUGA